Messenger RNA from Phytomonas sp. EM1, 1230 nucleotides. NCBI's taxonomy places the organism in Eukaryota, Euglenozoa, Kinetoplastea, Trypanosomatida, Trypanosomatidae. The record is from the annotation of a GenBank genome assembly.
AUGUUAAGCUCUUCAGAAGAUAUAUACACUGACUACCUUCUUCAAAUAACGCGUGAUGUGGAUAAUGACGUGGUGCGCGACACCCUCUAUCGCAUGGGCUAUUCCACAUCCAGCGUAGAGAGCAUGCUCGGCCAGGCUCCCCCUGGAAGAAAGCACUGCGGUAGCCUCACCCCCAUCAGCAUCGCAUCAUCGACCUCGCUCAGGGGGGCUCCCAUGUCGCUGGGGCAUCAGGACAGCACGAAGGCCUUUCAGCGCCUCCCCGCCGAGCACCAGCAGUCCCCCCUUGACGUUCAAUCCACCCCGCCAGGCGCCACCGCCGAGGCCUCCAUUCCCGACGCCCGCCCCGAUCCGUUAGAGGAGGCCCCCCCUUCCUCAGGUGAGCACCUCGCCGCACUGCGGGAGCUGCGGGAGUCCCUGAAACGUGACGGAUUUGAGAGGUCCAGCAACGAAACUGAGCGACCCACAUCCGACCUGAGGAGUGCGCACAGGACGUCGGACCUGGACGGCCUCACUCUUCCUUGUGAGCAAGAGGCCGUGGAGCCAGGCCAAGAGGGGUCCCAAGGGGACCUGAGGGACACCUCUGGGACAGCGGUGUCCUCCGCGGAGGACACUCCGGGGCCCGCUUCCCUGCCCUGCUACGACGACCCCAGUGACCGGGUGGGGAGCGGGUCGGAAGGGGUGUCGGAAGGGUCGUGUCGCUGGGUGCCCCCGCGGGCCUGGACGAGUCCAAUGCCAAUGCGGGACAGGUGCCAGCGGUGGCGGCUCGCCAGCGGCUUCAUCCCAACCUGUACGUUGCAUUCCAGUCAACUCAGGAGGUAUGGCGAGUGUGGCAAGAAGGGUAUCCCCCCCACGCGAUUGGCUUACACGACUGACGACUUUAUCCCCGGCCGCUCUAUCAACCGAGAGCCAGUGGGUGCAUCGAAGCGAUGCAGGAGGAUGCCGUUUACCAAUGUGGAAAGCGUGCAAACGACAUCAGCAGCUACCCCUCGAGUUCACUCCGUAGUUAUGCGAGGACGUAUUUCGGGAGAUCCCUUGCCGCGGCAAAGGACCGUUGGCUUAUCCUCGCCCCAUCUUUUCAGCUCGUUGCCUCCAUACUACCGUAGCGACCCGGUACGUCUUUCGCAAAUGUACCGUCAACAGUGGGCGCAGAUGGAAAAAAAGAGCACCCGAUCAACACAGCGAGUCAUAUGGGAAACACGCUAUGAACUUCUCCGCUGUUACGCGAGAUGA